Lolium rigidum is the source of this 601-nucleotide messenger RNA. Its product is annotated as phylloplanin-like. NCBI's taxonomy places the organism in Eukaryota, Viridiplantae, Streptophyta, Magnoliopsida, Poales, Poaceae. The transcript has 2 exons. The record is from RefSeq and is a predicted model, not a curated record. Bases 1 to 438 code for a protein of 145 amino acids.
AUGGCAUCCAAGCCCACUCUCCUCGCACUCUCUGCAGCCAUGAUCGUGGCGGCGGCGUGCCUUCUCGGCGCCGCGGAGGCGAAGCUCGGCAGGCUCUUCGUCACCGGCGUCGUGCCGUGCAGCACCGGCAGCCUCAUCGACAUCGCCACCUCCCCCGCGUUCCCAAACGCGGAGGUGGAGCUGCGGUGCGCGGGGAAGGUGGUGGCGGGCGCGACGACGAACAUCAACGGGUCGUUCACGAUGGAGGCGGACCUGACGAGCGCGCUGGCGGCGUUCAUCGGAAGGUGCUCGCUGGUGGUGGACACCCCGCUCAUCAAGUGCGACGCCCAGCUGCCGCCGGUGGGGAAGCUCGUGUCCUACCUGCAGGGCCCGCUCACCAGGCUGCUCGGCGGUAUCUUCCACCUCUUCCCCGCCGGCUUCUCCUUCCACGGCCGAUGAAACUUGGCAAGUCGAAAGAUCUACAGAGAUCUUGUUAAUUACCUCGUGUCGACCCUUUAAUUUGCAUGGAGAUGAAAUGUACUGUAUGUCUGUAUGAUAAGUUGCAGGAGCUGCAAACUGUUGGUAUAACCGCAUAAGGUUGAAAUGACUGCUAGUUCGCUAA